AACAAAUGCCACAACCCUAUAAAUCGCCUUAAUCCACCCCAACGUAUGCAGCCUACCCCAAAGCAUGCAGUCAGCCAGCCACCUAUUCCCCCAGGAUUCUUACCAAUCACAGCCAUGGAUCCCAUUACGAUAGAUCUGGCCGACGAAGAUGCGCCGUUGGAUGCCACCGCUGUUGACGAAGUGACCGUUAUACCUCUCGAUGACGAAGACGCCGCCACGCCUGGCGAUGAAGAUGACCUCGAAGAUGGCUCCGUUGCGCCGCUCUCGAACCCCCCCACAAGGCCACAAGCUACUCACGCGGAAGUACGACUUUUACGAUGAUAUCAUGCACGACCUCCACAAGUUCUACGCCUAUGCUGGCUUCUCUGUAUCUAUUAAGCGCUCCCUCAACCCAGUCAAAGGCUGUAGGAAGGCCAGAUUCGACUUGGUAUGCCACAAGGGCAAGAUGUGGCAGUCUCGCAACACAUCUACCAUGAAGAGAGGUUGUAAUUGGAAGGGUCAGGUCACGGCGGUCCUGGCCGAUAAUACGAAGGCUCGGAAAUGGAUCUUUGAGGUUCGCCACGGCUGUACGGCCCAUAACGAUCACGAAGCGGAGGACCGUAUCGCACAGAGGUUUGGCCCUGAGCAUGUCGCCUUCGUGGCGCAGUAUCUUGACCGACCUACUAUUGCGAACAGAGAAGUGGCUAGAGAUCUACGGCUUUGCUUCCCUAGUAUCGUCUUUAAUUAACGCUAGGUCUAGAACACGCGCUACAGGCUCAAACAGAAAGCCUUGGCUGGAUACAGCCCUUUCUAAGCUACUAAGAAAAUGCUGGAUGACUAAGGCAUCCGCCAUACAGUUAAAUGGGCCGAAGACAAUGGUUCUGGUGAACUGAAACCAGAGGGUCUCUUCUGGACCUUCGAUUAGAUUAAAAAAAACCUGGGGUCAGAACGAUUGGAUCCAGAUGUAUGAUAGCACAUACAAGACUAAUAACAAGGGCCUUGCGCUCUUCCAGAUCGUCGGCCUAACUAAUGCGAAUAUGGCCUUCUCGUGUGCAUUCGGCUUCAUCAACAAUGAGCGCUAGGAAGGCUUCGAUUGGUUGAUGGAACAAGUUAACCAGACCCGCGAUAGGAUUAAUGCGAG
Molecule: messenger RNA, 1120 nt
Organism: Lasiosphaeria miniovina
Lineage: Eukaryota; Fungi; Ascomycota; Sordariomycetes; Sordariales; Lasiosphaeriaceae
Exons: 2
Source: RefSeq, a predicted model, not a curated record